This is a messenger RNA of Poecilia latipinna (sailfin molly), 2087 nucleotides long. It is a transcript of the gene ppp1r3f, whose product is annotated as protein phosphatase 1, regulatory subunit 3F. The record is from RefSeq and is a predicted model, not a curated record. Gene Ontology annotation, biological process: regulation of glycogen biosynthetic process. Gene Ontology annotation, molecular function: protein phosphatase 1 binding; glycogen binding. Bases 316 to 2055 code for a protein of 579 amino acids. The transcript has 4 exons. NCBI's taxonomy places the organism in Eukaryota, Metazoa, Chordata, Actinopteri, Cyprinodontiformes, Poeciliidae. Gene Ontology annotation, cellular component: protein phosphatase type 1 complex.
CAGCCCGGGCUGAGGAGAAGCAUUGGGUGCAGUAGGAUUACACCAGUUUAAAAAAAAACACAUUUGGGUCACGUCAAAGGAACCAGCACUAAUAUUAGAGGCUACUGCUUUCAGAAGAGCUGCCAAACAGCGCCGCAUAAAGUCAUCUUAGCCAGGGGAUAGUCUGUCACAAGGACUUGGAAAGCCAGGUUUUCCACGGGUGACAUUUAACGCCACACGCGUUGUCAGGACAGAGGGGCUUCUCCGUGCGUAACGCAGAUUCGGCGCUGGAUCCACACUCCUCAAACCAUGAAUACUUGCAAGUGUUUAAUUUGAAUGCGACAUAUGCACUCUUCUGCAGAUAUGUCUUUCUUAACCAUACCAAGCCAAGAGGGCCUUUUCAAAACGAUUAAAAACAGCAAGUCGGCCGGAGAGGCGGAGGGUCGCUCACGCACGGACGCCGCUGAGGAAAACGACGAUGAGGAGGAUGAGGAUGAGGAUGACACCGAUGAUGUCCGUCUCAUCCCCAGAUGUUCCCCGGUGCCUAGGAAGCGGGGCGCGUCCAUCUUUGACGAGACAGCCGAGUACAUGCGGAUCCACCAGGCGCUCUCUGCAGGAAAGCGGGUGUCGUUCGCCGACACAACAGGUGGAGAUCUGGUGGAUGUGCGCGAAUUCGCAGCCUUCGACUCGGACGAGGAAGACACCGCAAAGUGGCAGGAGGAGGAGGCGAAAUACCGCAAAGCAGAGCGGGAGCCGACCUAUCGAGUGCACCCGGAGUUCCACGCUCCCAGCGUCGGCGUCCUGCUGCAAGCUGUGCGCUCCAACAAAGUGGAAGUUGAGCGGAUAUCCCCAUUGGAGGACGAGCCGCUCGCAUUCAGUGGAGUAAUUCGAGUCCUGAACAUCUCCUUCCACAAAGCGGUGUACAUCAGAUCAACCAUGGACAACUGGGGUACUUACUUUGAUUACCCUGCAGAGUAUGUGUUUGGAUCUAACGACGGCGACACUGAUCAGUUCUCCUUUAAGCUGUCUUUUGCACCACCGUACACCACGCACGGCUCACGCAUUGAAUUUGUCGUGCGCUAUGAAACCUCGGUUGGUGAUUACUGGGCCAAUAACUUUUCCAUGAAUUACGCUGUGACGCUCCUUUUGUCCUAUGAAGAUGAUCCAACCCAGACCAGCAGUGAUACGGCACAAAAAAGAAGCAUCCUGAAGAGCCCGAAAGUCUACAGCCUGACGUCAGAGGAAGAUCAGGAGAAAGGAGACGCAGAGGAACCAGAGAGUUUACCAGCAGAACUAGACGGGCCAUCAGCUGUGUGUCCAGUGAUCAUUCAUCCUGAGAUCGACUUGGAGAAACCCGUUCACCAGUCCGGUUCCUCCGCCACAUCUCAACACAGGCCACCAUCUGGCGGCGCCGCACUGUCCACACCCGCUGCACCUUCAGCAUCCCCCAAACCCGACCCUCAGUCCAAUUCUGCCUUUGCACUCCAACCAGAUAAGUCUCAGCCUUCGCAUUUACUCCACCAAGAGCACGAGAAAGAAACGCCAGAGCAGUCUGUGCAGAGCCCUCCCGCUGUGCCGCCGUCUCCCUGGCCUCCUUCAUCUCAAGAACCCGAACAGAGAUCAGGCGAGUCCCAGGCUGAGAGAGUGGAAACUCUUCCUGGCGUCUGUCCUCCUGCAGCACAUAUGAAUCUGCCGUCAGCAGCAGGAGACAAGCACAUAGCUGCUAAGUGUGUCUCCUGUCCCAGUGUGACGGUAGAAGACAAAGAACAAUUGAACCAACUUCAUAAAAGGCUUUUAGAAAUUACCUCAAAAUCUGCAGAACGUGAGGCAAAGAAAAGAGCUGCAGAUGAGGCUCGUGCAUCUUUGGAAGCGGAGGACAAAGGUAAACCUGUGACAAAGCCAAACACCCCUGAGCCGAGCAAAGACGCCGCUCCUCAACCUGCCUCAUCCGACGAUCCACUACGCCAGAGGUCUGAAAAAGAAAAAGAAGACUACAGCAUGGAUCUGUUGCCGUGCAUCAUCUUCCUGAGUGUUUCCAUCUCACUGGUGUGUUGGAAACUCUUUAGGAGAGGGUAGAGAAGCUGCUCAAUAAACCGGAGAAAGAGCCA